CAAUGUUUGUAAAAGUUUCAUACAAGUUUAGCAGCACUUUUGCUGGAAGCUUAUGUACCGAGGUCAUAGGGACACUGAUAGACCAGUUGGCACUGGGACUACAGAAGUGGGUUGGGUGGGAGAAAGACAAGGAAGUCUGUUGUCUUAAGGGGGAUAAUGGAAUAGGAAAGAAGUGUGGUACUGGCACGGGCUGCUGUGGCGGUCCUAUUGGUGGUAGUCAUGAAUGCAAGCAGUGUGGUACUGGUGCCACAGCUAACGCUGGCAAAAAAUGCUACCAGUCGGCAUAUAACAAGACGGAUGCCCUAUGGACUACCAUAGUCAAUGGUCCCACUGGUGCCGGAGGAAGUGGAAGUGCUGGUAGUGCAGUAGGUGGUAAAGGUGGUAGUGGUGUAGCUGGCAUCCCUGCAGACCCAGUGAAGGCCGCACAGGAGGUCCACCUCCUGGCCCGUAUUUUCCUAGGGUCGGUAUGUCUCAUCUGGAGUGGACUCAGUCAGUUGGGGUUCCUAACAGGGAAGAAUGGUGAUAGGUGGAGCAAGGAAGCUAAUCUACAUGAGGUGGACAAGGGUCUCGGCUCAUUCAUGGCGGCCAUGGGCUAUGACCUGGAUAGGUUGAAUCAGGAAAGUGCUACAGGUAAGUACUCCCUAAGGUAGUCAUGUGGGA
Babesia bovis T2Bo is the source of this 660-nucleotide messenger RNA. RefSeq names its product variant erythrocyte surface antigen-1 beta subunit. Bases 3 to 650 code for a protein of 215 amino acids. The transcript has 4 exons. Lineage: Eukaryota; Apicomplexa; Aconoidasida; Piroplasmida; Babesiidae. The record is from RefSeq and is a predicted model, not a curated record.